Messenger RNA from Staurois parvus, 1129 nucleotides. Lineage: Eukaryota; Metazoa; Chordata; Amphibia; Anura; Ranidae. The record is from the annotation of a GenBank genome assembly.
AUGGCGGCGGGACGCGGGAGCUGGGGACGAGGAGAGGGACAUGAAGCAGCUGCAGGCGGACCUGAGGGAGCCGGGGAGCCCACAAGGGAGAAGCCCAGGAGACAGGGUGAAUCGUCGCCUCAAAUACAUGAGCCUGGCUGUGUUGGUGGUACAGAAUGCUUCGCUCAUCCUCAGCAUCCGAUAUGCCCGCACCCUGCCUGGGGAGCGCUUCUUCUCCACUACUGCUGUGGUCAUGGCAGAAAUUCUGAAGGGCAUCACUUGCCUGAUCCUCAUGUUGGCCCAGAAAAGAGGCAAUGUCAAGGAACUUGUUGUGUAUCUGUAUGAUGCCAUCAUUAUUCAGUAUAUGGACACCCUGAAGCUGGCAGUGCCCUCUCUUAUAUACACAUUACAAAAUAACCUUCAGUAUGUGGCAAUAUCGAACCUUCCGGCAGCCACGUUUCAGGUUACUUAUCAGCUGAAGAUUUUGACCACAGCUCUGUUUUCUGUCCUCCUCCUGAGAAAAAGCUUGUCGCGGCUCCAGUGGGGAUCCCUGGUUAUCCUCUUUAUUGGGGUGGCCAUUGUGCAGUCUGAGCAGUCUGGUGGAAAAGAGACCUUAUCAGCGAGCGGACAGAACUACGUCAAAGGCCUGAUCGCUGUAGCUGUAUCCUGCUUGUCUUCUGGCUUUGCAGGAGUUUACUUUGAACGCAUCCUGAAAGGCAGCUCGGCUUCAGUAUGGCUUCGUAAUGUCCAACUUGGCAUAUUUGGCACAGCUCUUGGACUUUUGGCCAUGUGGCAGCAGGAUGGACCUGCUAUAGCUGAACGUGGCUUUUUUUUUGGGUACACACCACUGGUCUGGUGCGUCAUCUUCAACCAGGCCUUCGGAGGUCUCCUGGUAGCUGUGGUGGUGAAAUAUGCUGACAACAUCCUGAAAGGCUUUGCCACAUCGCUGUCCAUUGUGGUCUCCACGGCGGCAUCUGUCCACCUGUUUGGAUUCAACGUAGACCUACCUUUCGCAGUGGGAGCUGGCCUGGUUAUAGGGGCAGUAUAUUUAUACAGCCUUCCAAGGACACCCGAUCCUGCCUUGUCUAGUGUCAAUCAGACUUCCUCACAUAAGGAGGCCUUUUUACCAAAGUCAGUGCUCACCAAAUGA